GUUUGUUUUGUUUGUGAAGUGGGCUGUUCAAUAAAUUUUUGCUUUAGUUACUUUGCCCAUAGUUCAAUAAGUAAAAAAAAUAUGUUCCCUGGAAAUUAACCGGAAGUCCAAGGUUUCAUUGGCUGCAUUCGUUGACGUCAAAUUGUAUAAAUAAAUAGCAUCUGCUUAAAGACUUUAUCUCAAUACAAAAGUUCAAAUUUUUCAAAUGCAAAUUAAGCAGCUAACGUGAAAGGAAAACUCUAGCAUUCCCAAAAAAUUAAAAAUAUUAUGCAUAAGUACGUAGGCAAAACUUUCUGAGAGUGAAUAGUAAACAGCACACAACUGUAUGCAGCAUCGUUGAGCAUCAUUCAAGCUUAAGUGCUAAAAUGGCAGGCAUAAAAAAGAUCUUACUAAUUAGCGGGAAAAGAAAGUCGGGAAAAGAUUACCUUUCUGGCACACUUCAGAAUUCAUUCAGUGAUCGUAGUCAAAUAAUUCAUAUUUCAGCACCCAUAAAGGCUGAGUGGGCAAAACGACUUAAUCUUAACUUGAAAGAAUUGUUGAGCGAUGGCCCAUACAAGGAAAAAUAUCGGAAAGAUAUGAUCGAAUGGAGUGAUUCGGUGCGUGCCAAAGACUAUGGCUACUUCUGUCGAGCGGCAAUGUUGGAUGCGAAUGCUGAAAUCAUAAUCGUUAGCGACAUACGCCGCAAGUCGGAUAUUAAAUACUUCCGUGAGACUUACGGCCCACUUGUAUUUACUAUACGUAUUAAUGCCAAGGACGAAAUACGUACCGAACGGGGUUGGAUUUUCACAAGUGGUAUCGACGAUGUUGUAUCCGAAUGUGAUUUAGACGAUUAUCAGCAAUGGGAUCUUGUCUUGGAGAACAAUUGUGUGUCAGAUGGCGAGACGUGCAUCAAAGAUAUACGAACGACAUUUGCACUCUAAUAUGAAUACAAGGUGGCGCAAAAUUAGUCACCCUAUCGAAAGAUUUAUAAUUUUUGUAAAUAAAGGGUUUUUCAAUAAGGGCGGGUAGAUGAUGAAAUGGAAUAAAAUGGCGUUUGCUGUGUGGCACGUAGCACCGUCCUGCUGGAACCACAUGUCGUCUAGGUCCAUAUGGUUCAAUAUGGGCCAUAAGAAACUGGAAGGGCCACCACGUCUACCGAAAAAUGGGCGCAAUGCGCGCAACGUUUGCGUUAAUGAACACUCAUUUUGAUACUAAAGUUUUAUCAUUUGAACGUGCUCUUCAAUAGUGUAACUUGCCAUGAUGAUUUGGCAUAAACAACUAAAUAAUAAACAAAAGAUUUGACAGAUGUCACCAAAACAAAAUGGCUGCCACAGUGCGCCAAAAUCGACCCGCACCAAUUGAAAAACCCUUUAGUUGCGUGUACGUCAAACAUAUUAUAUGUGACACUUGUAAAAUAGACAAACGGACAAGCAUUAGAAGGCGUAAAGGGCAAAAUAACGGUUUUCAUCACUCAAAAAUAUUUAAUUUUUUAUUAAAGUUUUGAAAAAAAAAAUAGAUGAUUAAGCUUGUGCCACCUUGUACUAGAGCAAUUAAGCAAUACUAUAGCAGUAAGUGUUUUUCAAAGGUAAAACUGUGGUAAAAAUCUCAAUAAAAACUGUAGUGUAGAAUAGUGUUUAGAAUAAAAUGCACACGUGUUACAUAUAUACAUACAUAUACAUAUAUAUAUACAUAUACAUAUAUAUAUACAUAUAACUGUACUGUCAAAGCAAGCAGAAAAAGUCGAGUUAUGGCUCAUAAAUUUUUAAAGACUUGCGACAUUCAUGCAGCUCAAUAAAGUGGUGUUAGUCAA
This is a messenger RNA of Anastrepha obliqua, 1789 nucleotides long. Its product is annotated as phosphomevalonate kinase. The transcript is spliced from 2 exons. Gene Ontology annotation, biological process: isopentenyl diphosphate biosynthetic process, mevalonate pathway; cholesterol biosynthetic process. Gene Ontology annotation, molecular function: phosphomevalonate kinase activity. The record is from RefSeq and is a predicted model, not a curated record. Bases 366 to 920 code for a protein of 184 amino acids. Lineage: Eukaryota; Metazoa; Arthropoda; Insecta; Diptera; Tephritidae. Gene Ontology annotation, cellular component: cytoplasm.